This is a messenger RNA of Aspergillus vadensis CBS 113365, 586 nucleotides long. RefSeq names its product mago nashi family protein. Gene Ontology annotation, biological process: RNA splicing. The transcript has 7 exons. NCBI's taxonomy places the organism in Eukaryota, Fungi, Ascomycota, Eurotiomycetes, Eurotiales, Aspergillaceae. Gene Ontology annotation, cellular component: nucleus; exon-exon junction complex. The coding region runs from base 71 to 535 and encodes 154 amino acids. The record is from RefSeq and is a predicted model, not a curated record. Gene Ontology annotation, molecular function: ATP binding.
CGAAGCGUUCAUUUCCAGCUUCCCUUUGUCGUGUCAAAUCCCAGACGUUGUCGGUUGAGGCUUACAAAAGAUGUCGACCCAAGGCGAACCAUUCUACCUCCGUUACUACUCAGGUCACUCUGGGCGGUUCGGACAUGAGUUUCUAGAGUUCGACUUCCGUACCCUUGGCGAUGGCCGCAGUGCUGCCGUGCGAUAUGCGAACAACUCCAACUACCGCAAUGAUUCUCUGAUUCGGAAAGAAAUGUGCGUGAGCGCGUCGAUGAUUCAAGAGGUGAAGCGCAUUAUCAAGGAGAGUGAGAUCAUGAAGGAGGAUGACUCCAAAUGGCCCCAGAAGAACAAGGAUGGACGUCAGGAACUUGAAAUUCGGCUUGGGAACGAGCAUAUUUCCUUUGAGACUGCGAAAAUCGGCUCAUUGGUGGAUGUGACUGAAUCUGCGGACCCGGAAGGCCUGCGAGUGUUCUACUAUCUCGUCCAGGACCUCAAGGCCCUCAUCUUCUCGCUGAUUUCGCUCCAUUUCAAGAUCAAACCUAUCUAAAUGGUGAUGGUUGUGGGAAUAUGAAAUGAAAUGGUUCACUUUCUGGGAUGA